Molecule: messenger RNA, 595 nt
Organism: Scaptodrosophila lebanonensis
Lineage: Eukaryota; Metazoa; Arthropoda; Insecta; Diptera; Drosophilidae
Gene: RpS29
Product: 40S ribosomal protein S29
Exons: 3
Coding region: 68-238 (56 amino acids)
Biological process (GO): translation
Cellular component (GO): cytosolic small ribosomal subunit; ribosome
Molecular function (GO): structural constituent of ribosome; zinc ion binding
Source: RefSeq, a predicted model, not a curated record
GUUGUUUUCUCACAUCCAUAACGCAACGACCAUAUUUCUUUCUUUCCGAUUUUGUACAAUCGCCAACAUGGGUUUCGCUACUCUCUGGUAUUCGCAUCCACGCAAAUACGGCCAAGGCUCCCGCUGCUGCCGCGCGUGCUCCAACCGCCACGGAUUGAUCCGCAAGUAUGGUCUUAACAUUUGCCGUCAGUGCUUCAGAGAAUAUGCCAGCGACAUUGGCUUCAAGAAGCUGGACUAAAUGUCUACUUCAAACCUAGGCAUGCACAUGUCUAAAAUAAAAUAGGCAUAUUAAUAUAAGUAGUCCCAAAAUUUUAAGAUGGGACUGCGUAUAUUAAUAUGCCGGCAACAGCAACAACAAGCAACAACAGCAUAAUCAUUUGGAGAUUUAAACGAAUGCAAAAGCUAAUGAAAGAAUUUGUGAAAGCGCUCUGGAUCUGUAUCGAUUACAUUCUACAAGCUAAAAGUUAAGUGUUACAAUAAGCGGAUAUACAACCAGACAAACACAUACCCAUCGCAUUGCCUUCUACGAAGGAUUCUCAUGUAAAUGUUGUAAACUUUAAAUCUCCCUAUGAUUAAAUCUAUAACAAGAAAUGUA